Molecule: messenger RNA, 3440 nt
Organism: Somion occarium
Lineage: Eukaryota; Fungi; Basidiomycota; Agaricomycetes; Polyporales; Cerrenaceae
Source: the annotation of a GenBank genome assembly
UCUACACGUUCAAGUUGAACUUCAACCUCAUACUGAAUGCUAUCCUCGCUAUCGGAAUACUGAGAAAGGUAUAUGAUUCGUUGAACAAAGACAGCAUAUAUUGUUAGUGUUGAUAUCAUGAAGUGCGUACAGGCUUCUAAUCUCCGGAAUUGACGUAGAAAGCUAGUAAGUACUGUAUUGAUUCUUUAUGCGAGUGUGAAACCUUGUUCCUUUUGUUUACGAAACUGCAGCAUUGUAUAUCAUCACGCUCGAUUCAGCGUCCUUAGGAGAUUCAAAGUAAUCCUUAUUACAUAUCUUGCCUGUGUUCCGGCUACAACCAGUCUGAGCCACUCGUCAAAGGUUCAUUAUAGCUUGGGCCACUCCGUGUCACAUUCUUACGGAAACUCUUACAUUGUCCUGGCCAAAGUCACGUGUGUGGCAGUCACGUAUAUAUCUGUAGGACCCUCCGCAAAAAUGGGACUCUUCAACUCUUUGUUGUUCCACAACUACCUACCUGGUGACUGCCACCACUCCAACACUUGUCACAGCCACUUCUACUCUCUUGCACUUGAUACAGACUUCGACGCCGACUUCGAUAUCAUCAUGGAUGACGCGACACUCCCCCAAGACGUCGAAAUGCACGACGAGGCACGCGACACAGUCGCACCACUGAGCGAAACAGAGGAAAAGAUAAAGAAACAGAGACGAAUUUGUAGCCGCCAAGUUACCUCCGUUGAGGAACCACGAGUCACUCCCGACUCUGACGUACCGGGUUUCAAAAAGUCUAAAUCUCUACCGAUGAAGACUCAGAAAACACCUCUAAAACCAUCACUGAGUGCCAUCGAAAUGGACGAUGGUAUCUGUGACCCAGAGUUGAGGGCCUUCAUCCAGACAGAAUUCAAGAGAAAUGUCAUUCGAGACUACCCCGUCAUCGAUUUCAUUUCUCGCGUGUGGGACACAACACCAUCUCAGAUACCCCAUGGUGACUACGCACUCACACAGGAGCGCUGUUUAAAGUAUCUCGGGGCUGGAAGAUAUUCGAAGAGGUCCAAGUUGAGACGAUUAGGUGAAGAUGGUCCCCCGCUCAUCGAACUUGCUGGAAGAGGCGAGACUCGUGCAUGUGCUGCAUUCCAGGAGCUGUUUGAGACGACGGCCUCACUGGUUAGGGAUCAAUGGAAUCAGCAGGAUCCUACGGCUGCACAGGAGAUCGAGAGGACCCGUUUCCAAGGCACUCUCCGUUUUCUGAAUGAGAAGAUCGUGCAAGGGAAUUACGCGAAUAUCAAACCCGACUUUGGCUAUGUAACGGAGAACGGUGAGAAUACGGACGCGAUUGCCUGGGACGCAUUUGGAUUAUUCGGUGAGCUGAAGAAGGUGGAUGACGCAGUAAACAAAGCAGAACGUGUCAUCAUUGACAGAUCAAUGCUAGAUCAAGAGAAGGAGGAACUGUAUACCCCCCUUUGCAAAGGCCGGAAACGCUCGAAGCCGGAUUCUGCAGUCGAAGAGGGGCCAUCAUCAAAACUUCGAAAGUAUAAUUCCGAUUCCGUGCUGACUGAGAAACCUAAACCGGACGAAGAUGUCCCUGCAAAACCAUCGGCGGGGAGACCGACUCCGCAGCAGAUUGCAUUCCUUAGGUUCAACCAGGACGAAGACGAAAAUUGUCCAGAAUUCACCAACAACGAGACACAGGCUGCAAAAUACCUUAAUGAGCUCCUCUCACAUGGAGCUCGCAUCUAUGCGACUGGAUUCCUCGUCGAGAACCAGAAGAUCAGUCUCUGGUACGGCGACCGUUUCGGAAUCAUCAAGUCCCGACUGUUUAAUUUUAUUGAGGAGCCUCACUAUUUCCUCCUCAUGGUCACUGCCAUAAUGCGUGCAUCCGACGCCGACCUUGGAUUUUGUCCUCUUAUCCGCAAUGUCCCUCGUAACCACCUAUCGCAUGAGGGCGCCACUUUCAAGGUUCCUGCAGCUCGCAAUCACAAGAACAAGUAUAUUGGCGACGUAGAAUUCGAGGUCAGUACCACGGAGGCGAAACCGAUCGUUACAGCCUACGGUACCGUUGGACGUGGCACAACAGUCGUCCCUAUAAUUUCGGUUGCUCAGAAGGACCGUAAGCGGUUUGGGAAGAGACGACUCGUUGCGAAGAUGUCCUGGCAGCCUGUGAAACGGGAUGAAGAGGGCCAUAUCCGGGCUAUUCAUCGAGCGCUGAAAAAGAGCAAAAAUGAAGAUGCACAUGCUGCUCUUGCAUACAUCGUGGACCUCAAAUGUUCGUCGAAGCUCGCCAUCAACGAUCCGAACAUCAAUCUCCCUCGAGCGUUCAUGACUCAACUGCCUGAGACUGCGGACGAUGAGAAGCGAGAUUUCCGCAUCCUCAUUUUGAAAGAGUACGUUCCACUUGAAUUUAUCGAUACGCCGGACGAACUAUUGAAAGUAUUUCGCGACGUCGUGACGGGCCAUCAUUGGGCUUGGACCAUCGCGCAAAUUCUUCAUAGGGAUAUCAGUGUCUCCAACAUAAUGUUUUAUUGGAAAAGAGGCUGCAUAAUCGGUGUCCUAUGUGAUUGGGACCUUGCUGAAACGAAGGAAUAUAUUGGCGAGGAGCCUGAGCUAGCUGUUGACAGAGGGAAAUAUGAAGCAUUUGGAAGACUGAUGCAGGCCGCCUGGGAUAGGAAGGCUGCUAACGCCUGCAAGAAUACUGCUACCGCGAUGAAGACGAUCUCUCCUCCGGCUCCUGAAGCUCAGAGGCCCGCGGUCGAGGUAACCUCUGGCUGCGCGAAGGAUCAACCCAGCGAAGAUAGCAUCCAUGAACUCGAAGAUGAUGGAAGUACCCGCCGCCGCAAGGCCAAGUAUCGAACUGGUACGGGACCUUUUAUGGCGAUGGAUCUACUUGCUCCGGGCGCUGCUCCUAUACAUCUUUAUCGUCAUGACCUGGAAUCGUUUUUCUGGGUCCUCGUUUGGUUUGUCGCCACACACAAUCCAGUUGCUCAUACCCUUGGCCGUAUCAACCAAUGGCAAGGCUCCAACCUGGAGGCUGUAUACGGUUCCAAACUAACAUUCCUGCAAGAUUUCGAGAUGGGUGCUGAGAAAGUGUUGAAGAAGCGAAAUAGGCAGUAUGACACGUUGUGGGAGGAUACCAUCGAACCGCUGCAAAGAAAAUUCCGUGACGUGCAACGAAAGGGUGCCAACUUGAGGGACCUCCAGUCGGAUUAUAUCGCAUAUCACCAUGGGAAAAAUAAAGCUGCUCAACUGAAGGAACUUGGUGACAGGAUUAUUCGUAAAGUUAGAGCUAGGAAUAGUUUAGUCUCUUACGAAGCAUUGCUGUCAUUCUUGUGAUUCAUCAUAGCACUCACUAUUUUAUCAUUAUUAUAAUUGUACGGAAUCUUUUGCAUCAUUCAUCGCUUCAUUACUUCAACGCCAAGUCUGGUGUAAAUUAACUCAUACCUUCAGAACAAGAUGUAAGAAUAUCCUUG